Molecule: messenger RNA, 2238 nt
Organism: Linepithema humile (Argentine ant)
Lineage: Eukaryota; Metazoa; Arthropoda; Insecta; Hymenoptera; Formicidae
Product: xaa-Pro aminopeptidase ApepP
Molecular function (GO): metalloaminopeptidase activity
Source: RefSeq, a predicted model, not a curated record
ACACAUUUAUUUUUAAAACUAUAAGCAUUUAUUAAACUUAUAAUACAAUUGGUUUCUUAUCACAGAUAAGAUAGCUAAUCUUUUAAGAAGAUUAUGUGUGAUAAGUGCAUCUGAUACAUAACGUGAUUCUGAACACUUCAAUUUCAUAUAUACGCGAUAGAAGACCUUGUAUUAUUUUGUUGUGAUAGAUGUGUUAUUAGUAAUCAAAAAGUUGUCGAAAAAUAUAUUUGAAGAUGGUAAAGAAAAAUGGACUUUGGAAGCUGACACAGCUUCGAGCAUUGAUGAAAAAUGUACAAGCUAGUGGUAUGAAAGAAAAGGGAAUCCAAGCUUUGAUUGUUAAUGGAGAGGAUGCGCAUCAAUCAGAAUAUUCCACUGAACGAGAUCAGAGGCGGCGUUUUAUCAGCGGAUUCCGUGGUUCCUACGGCACAGUAGUUGUUAUGCAUGAUGCAGCAUUGCUAUGGACAGAUGGAAGAUACUACACUCAAGCUAUGUCAGAAUUAGAUCCACCAGAAGCAUGGACUUUAAUGAGAGAAGGCUUGUUGGACACACCUACUAUCCCUGUAUGGUUGGCUGCAAAUUUACCUCCAAAAUCUGUAGUUGGAGCAGAUGCUAAUUUGAUAAGUUAUACAGAAUGGGCACGAUUACAUACUAGUUUGACCGCUGCCGGUCAUUGUUUGAUUCCUCUUUCUGAAAACUUGGUGGACAAAGUAUGGGCUGAUGAACAACCAGGCCCUCCUACAACCAAUUUCAUAAAAGAUCAAGGAUUGAAAUAUUCAGGCUUAAGUGCGGGAAGUAAAAUAAACUUCUGUCGUGGAGUUAUGCGUGAGAAUAAUGCAACAGUACUUGUGAUAACUGCACUAGAUGAGAUUGCGUAUCUGCUAAAUUGGAGAGGAUCCGAUAUACCUUUUAAUCCCGUCUUCUUUGCAUAUGUUAUUCUUACUUUGAAAGAUAUACAUAUCUUCAUAGAUUAUUUUAGAAUCAGUCAGCCAGCCCUAGACCAACUGAAGAAAGAAGGUGUUGAUGCAACCUUCCACCCUUAUGAAUACCCUUAUAAUGUACAUGUUUACAUGAAACAACUCGUGAGUUCGUGUACGGAUCAAGAUAAAAUCUGGAUUAGUAAUAAAUCUAGUUACGCAUUGCACAUGGAUUGUGGAGAAAUCAAGAAGCAUACGGAAAUUACUCCUAUCAGUGUUAUGAAAUCGAUAAAGAACUCUAUUGAGAUAGAAGGUAUGAAAGCUGCGCAUAUAAGAGAUUCUGUUGCUCUUGUAAAAUAUUUUGCGUGGUUAGAAGAUAAGAUAAAAAAUACAAAGGAGAGUAUUACAGAAAUCUCAGGUGCCACGCAACUGGAAAAAUUCAGACGGGAGCAACAUCUUUUUGUUGGAUUAAGUUUUACCACUAUAUCAUCUGUUGGUCCUCAUGGAGCAAUUAUUCAUUAUUCUCCUACGGCAGAAACUGAUGUGCCCAUUACAGAUAAAGAACUUUAUCUUUGUGAUUCUGGUGCACAGUAUAUAGAUGGUACGACAGAUGUAACAAGGACUUUACAUUUUGGCGAACCUACAAGUUUUGAACGUGAAUGUUUCACAAGAGUGUUUAAGGGACAGUGCCGUCUUUCGACAAUGAUAUUCCCUUUAAAGACGAAAGGGAAUUAUCUCGACACAUUAGCGCGUGAAAGUUUAUGGAAUGUUGGGCUUGAUUAUCUUCACGGUACUGGUCAUGGAGUAGGAUCGUAUCUGAAUGUUCAUGAAGAGCCCAUUGGUAUCUCGUGGAAGCCACAUCCAGAUGAUCCAGGUUUACAACCUGGAAUGUUUUUAUCGAAUGAGCCAGGAUAUUACGAAGAUGGAAAAUUUGGUAUUAGGUUGGAAAACAUUGAGUUGGUUGUUCCUGCAAAGACACCGUAUAAUCAUAGAAAUCGAGGUUUUUUGACUUUUGAAACCGUGACACUUGUACCUAUUCAAACAAAUCUACUUGAUUUAUCAAUGCUUACAGAUAAGGAGAUUGAAUAUUUAAACAAUUAUCAUGCCAAAUGUUUGAAGACUUUGAAACCUUUUCUAGAAGGACCUGAGAAUGUUCAAGCACUUAAGUGGCUUGAGAAACAAACACUUCCUGUUUUUGGUUAAUGGCGUUUUUAUAUGGCGUUAAUUUAACACGUUGAAAGGAUUGCAGUAAAAUUAGGUAUUGUAGAAGGAUUAUUUUAAAAAAUUUUGAAUGUGCAUUUUUUUUAUCUAUAAAAAUUUACUU